UGGGAUACAUAUUUGGAGGCAGCCUUGUUCGCGACCCGCGUUCGGAUGCAGUCGAUAACUAAAUAUUCGCCAUAUUAUCUUGUAUAUAGACGGAAUCCCCGGCUUGCCAGCGAUAACUACCCUGAAAUACCCCUUCAAGCUCUUUCCAAAGACGAGUUAGUGGUGCGGAUAGAAGGUGUUCGUCAUGCAAGAGACCUAGCGAACGAUCGGCUCUUGGAGAGAGCGAAGAACGCUAGCUUGCUUGACCCUGACUUAGUAAAAGAUGAGCCUUCGGCGCUCCAACUGAGUAUCGGUGACUGGGUGUUACUGAAGAACCAGCAUCGAACUAAGUGUCAGGCGAAGUGGUUCGGCCCAUACAGGAUUGUGGCCCGAAAUCCACUCGGAACAUAUACCCUUGCGACUCCUAAGGGGGAUAUC
This is a messenger RNA of Trematosphaeria pertusa, 417 nucleotides long. RefSeq lists its product as uncharacterized. The transcript has a single exon. The record is from RefSeq and is a predicted model, not a curated record. The annotation marks the transcript as partial. Lineage: Eukaryota; Fungi; Ascomycota; Dothideomycetes; Pleosporales; Trematosphaeriaceae.